CGAGCGGGGACACAACGCCAGCAUAAUGCGCUGGAUACUGUACUACAUUCCUUUGUGGGUCAUGAUUUUUUUGGUCUGUAUUUCGAUGUCAUUGGUGUACGCCUAUGUCAAGGGUCUUGAUGAAAAGAUGGAUGAAUAUAUUAAAUCCUAUCGGGACAGAGCAGCAGAGAACGCCGCCGCUGAAGCAACAGCAAGUGUCGCUUCCGGAACUUCCUUGGGUGGUCGAGCAUCAUCCAUUAUGUCGAGAAUGUCUGUCAGACUGGGAGUUGAUGCAAAGAGGCAACGAAUGGAACGACGUCACGAACGUUCGCGGGCCGUUGCCACUCAAGGUUUGUUUUACGCAGGAACCUUCAUGUUUGUAUGGUUGUUUGGAACGAUAACUCGCGGGCUGCAACUCGCUAACAGAUCGGUACCGUAUGGAAUAACCUUGGCAUUUGGUAAGACCUUCGAUGUCAUUAUCCUUUUAUUUUCAUGAUCGAACUCCUGCUUCGCACUUGUCCUGUCAUACUAUUCAUAAAUUAUUACAGACACUCAUCAGAUUUUUUUACGUUUAUUUGAAAAUGUUGUUGAUAAUCAUGAACGCUGCGCACAGCAUUUCUUACACCUAGUCAAGGAUUUUUCAAUUUCCUCGUUUACGUCCGACCAAGAUUCCUCCAAUACUUAAAGACAAGAAAGUCAACAAGGGAAAGCAGCAGGAAGAGUACUGGCAGUGACAUUAUUCGUGUCUCGGGUUUGAGUAGUACAAACGAAGUGAGCGAACCAGUUGUCAGUGCAGAUGGUGAUACUGUUUCUAGAGUACAGGCGCCUAUUGCAGAGAGACCCUCGAGCAAACGAAGGGGCUCCGGCUCCCAUGUAAAGUUUGCGACCCUUAAUGGUUAUGGACAGGACGGCACAAUUCAAGUUCAGGUAAAACGGAUCGAGGAUAGCGGAGGAAAACUUUUGGAGGUAAAACCAUCCUUGGAGUCAGAAGUAAAUAAAGACGAGAAACUUGCGAAGACAGACAAAAACGACGAGGACGGCACAAUCCAAAUUGAGGAAAAACGGGUCGAUGAUAACGGAGGAAAUCUUUUGGAGGUGAAACCAUCUUUGGAGUCAGAAGUAAGUGAAGACCAAAAACUAGCGAAGACAGACGAAAGCAAAGAGGA
Messenger RNA from Pseudo-nitzschia multistriata, 1145 nucleotides. Lineage: Eukaryota; Bacillariophyta; Bacillariophyceae; Bacillariales; Bacillariaceae. The record is from the annotation of a GenBank genome assembly.